AUAAGCUAUCCGAAACGGAAAUGCCAACGCAACUGUGUACAGCUUUGGACGGACCAGGUUUUCUGUUAUUUUGAUUUCUAAUAGCCAAUCAGUUUAUUAUCCGAGGUCGAUUCGUCUACACUAAAUAAUCGCUCAGUUGGUGCCUUUUAGUAAACAAGUUUCGCUCAUGUGCGUAUUAAACAAAAGUGGGUGUUAGUGAUACGCGUCAGUUUUGCCGUUUUUUUUGGGACACAUGAAAAGGGUACCGUCGCCGUAUGUGAAGUAUGUUGCCAUUUCUGAUCUUGAAUCCAAGGCCGUCUCACUCAAUCGCUACUUACACAACUUUCGACAUCCACUAAUGUUGUAAAUAAAUGGAUGAUGCAAGCUACAGCAACGGAUCCGGAAUAUCGUCUGUGACAUCGGAUGACAGCGACAUGAUUGAUAUUACGACAUCGACGGCUGCCGGAGACAGGAAUGCGGCAACUAGGUCACAAGACGAUGACGAUGGCAAUUUGCAGUACUCGGUGGGAUUCAGUAAUAUGCUCGAAUCCGGCGAUAUACCAGGAAUCGGCCAGUACGAUGACUUCCACACGAUCGACUGGCAACGGGACAUUGCUCGCGAUCGCAUGCGACACCGGUACAUCGUGAAGAAGAAGCAGGAUUCCAUAUGGACGCUGCUUGCCGGAGCGCACGACGCGUGGUCCGGGUGGCUCUGUGUGCUGUUAGUGGGCCUGGCGACCGGCGCCGUCGCCGGCGUCAUAGACAUCGGUGCCACGUGGAUGACCGACUUGAAGUUUGGCAUUUGCCCGCAGGCCUUCUGGCUGAAUCAGGAGCAUUGCUGUUGGUCGCCGAGCGAGGCUGAUCUCGACUCGGGAAACUGUUCACAGUGGAAGACAUGGGCCGAAAUUCUGGGACACUCGUCGAAAGGAGCGGGGGCGUAUAUUAUUUCCUACCUAUUUUACAUAGUUUGGGCACUACUGUUCGCGGCGCUCUCGGCUUCCCUCGUGCGCAUGUUCGCGCCCUACGCCUGCGGAUCAGGUAUUCCCGAGAUUAAAACGAUACUUAGCGGAUUUAUCAUCAGGGGCUAUCUAGGGAAGUGGACCCUGAUUAUAAAGUGCGUGGGCCUUAUAUUGUCCGUCUCGGCGGGUCUCAGUCUCGGAAAGGAAGGUCCGAUGGUUCACAUAGCGUGCGCCAUAGGUAAUAUUCUGUCGUACCUUUUUCCGAAGUAUGGACGAAACGAGGCGAAGAAGCGGGAGAUUCUAUCCGCUGCGGCUGCCGCCGGCGUGUCGGUGGCCUUUGGUGCACCUAUCGGUGGAGUCUUAUUCAGUUUGGAAGAAGUGAGCUACUAUUUCCCACUUAAAACCUUGUGGAGAUCAUUCUUUUGCGCCCUGAUCGCCGCCUUCAUAUUGAGAUCAAUAAAUCCCUUUGGCAACGAGCACUCGGUACUGUUCUUCGUCGAGUACAACAAACCGUGGAUAUUCUUCGAACUGAUACCGUUCAUCGCGCUAGGAAUAAUUGGAGGCGUAAUCGCCACAAUCUUCAUAAAGGCGAACUUGUACUGGUGUCGCUAUCGUAAGUACUCGAAGUUGGGACAGUAUCCCGUCACUGAGGUACUGGUCGUUACGGUAAUUACGGCGGUAUUCGCCUAUCCCAAUCCGUACACGCGGAUGAAUACUAGUCAAUUGAUUUAUUUAUUGUUCAGUCAGUGUGGCAUAUCGAAUUCGGACGAUUUAUGCGAUUAUAAUCGUAAUUUUACCGACGUUAAUUCCAUUGAAAUUGCUGCUGCGGGGGAUGGCGUAUACAGAGCCGUCUGGCUUUUAAUCCUCGCGCUAGUUUUCAAAUUAAUUAUGACGAUAUUUACGUUUGGUAUGAAAGUUCCUUGUGGUCUCUUCAUUCCGAGCCUGUGCCUCGGCGCCAUCGUGGGAAGGCUAGUCGGUAUAUUCGUGGAGCAAGUCGCGUACACGUACCAGAAGAAUUGGAUAUUUAGCGGGGAGUGCUCGACGGGAGACGACUGCAUAACGCCCGGCCUGUACGCGAUGGUCGGCGCGGCCGCUGUUUUAGGUGGAGUUACUCGAAUGACCGUCUCCCUAGUGGUGAUUAUGUUCGAGUUAACCGGCGGCGUUAGGUAUAUCGUGCCGCUGAUGGCAGCUGCUAUGGCAAGCAAAUGGGUGGGAGACGCGCUCGGCCGUCAGGGUAUCUACGACGCCCAUAUUGCUUUGAAUGGUUAUCCGUUUUUGGAUUCCAAAGAUGAAUUCGCGCAUACGUCUUUAGCUGCCGAUGUAAUGCAACCAAAACGUAAUGAAACAUUGAGCGUAAUAACACAGGACUCAAUGACAUUGGACGACAUAGAGCAGCUACUGAAGGAGACCGAGCACAACGGUUACCCGAUUGUGGUAUCGAGAGAAUCGCAGUACCUAGUUGGAUUCGUUUUACGUAGGGAUCUCAAUUUAGCAAUAGCGAACGAAAAACGGAUGGUGGACGGUAUCUGUGGUCAAUCGCUCGUUUUGUUCACAAGCGGACACACGAUCCAGGCGCUCGGACCGCCGCCCCUCAAACUGAAGAGGAUAUUGGACAUGGCGCCUAUUACGAUUACGGAUCAAACGCCGAUGGAGACCAUAGUCGAUAUGUUCCGAAAGUUGGGUUUGAGACAAACGCUUGUAACACACAACGGUCGUCUACUGGGCGUCAUCACGAAGAAAGAUGUACUUCGCCACGUCAAACAGAUGGAUAACGAGGAUCCGAGUUCAGUUUUAUUUAAUUAGAGAUUAAAAUUUUAAUAUAAUUAUACGUAUGGCUACGAAGUAUAAAGGAGAGUCGUAUGAUGAGAUUAAGUAUUUUUUUAAAUCACUUUCUAUUGCAGCUAUUUUAAUUGUCUGUUAACGGUUAGAAAGGGUGAUCCACGAGAUUAAUUUUAGUUUGUAUUCAUUUCGUCUUCCUACAACAUAUUAUAGUCACUGUAAGUAUAUGUUUUAGCAUUAUUAUUAUUAUCAUCAAUUGUGUACACUAUGAUUAAGUCAAAUCAAUGCUCAUAUAAUUAUUUAAUAAAGGUUUUUAUAAACAGCAA
This is a messenger RNA of Photinus pyralis (common eastern firefly), 3043 nucleotides long. RefSeq names its product H(+)/Cl(-) exchange transporter 5 (gene ClC-c). The transcript has 14 exons. NCBI's taxonomy places the organism in Eukaryota, Metazoa, Arthropoda, Insecta, Coleoptera, Lampyridae. Gene Ontology annotation, molecular function: voltage-gated chloride channel activity. Gene Ontology annotation, biological process: chloride transport; transmembrane transport. The coding region runs from base 351 to 2741 and encodes 796 amino acids. Gene Ontology annotation, cellular component: Golgi apparatus; synaptic vesicle; early endosome. The record is from RefSeq and is a predicted model, not a curated record.